AUGACUAAUGACGGAGCCAUUAAUCGCUUGCUAUAUGCAAUACUUAGUCAAAAAUGUCUCAAAGAUAUUGAUUGGAAUAAAGUGGCGCGUGAUCCUAUUCUUUCCCAAGAAAUUACCAACGGUCACGCUGCUCGAAUGCGCUACUCUCGAUUCAAGAAACAAAUGGACAAUGCAACAUUAUCGCCCGUUCAUACCAGGAAAAUUGCUACUCCUCGACGUUCUAGGAUCGAGAAGAAAAAAUCCACCAAACGAGAGCCCAAACUCAAAAAUCAGGAGAACAUUCACGAUAGCCCCAACCUUAAUCUUCACAUGAAAUACGAGUCCCAGAACGCUCAUACACCCCUCUACAUGAACACAAGUGACAUGGAGACGAACCAUAGCAGCUUGUUCCCCGCACUAGAAGUCGCCAAGUGCGAACCCGCCACACCCAUCACUCCCCAGUCAAAGAUGAAAACCGAGUCCGACUUCUAUAUCUCUUUCUCCAAUCCAGAAGAGUCCGUCCGUCUCGACACCCCUUUCUCAAUGAACUCACCCGCGUCUCCAAACAGUCUCAAUUUUCCUACCCCCGGUGUUGUUAGUUUCAACAGUUCCAUGAGCAGCACGGGAAGUCUCAACAGCCGUAUGACUAACGCUUCAUUCUUUGGUACGCCUCUUCACGAACAAAUUGGAUACAAGGAGUCCUUUGGAGCCGCGCAUCGAGAUGAGCAGGGAUACUGUUUAGAUCCCUGGGCCCAAAGCGUUAGUGGAUAUGAUACCACCAGCUUCCAGGACAGACACAGGGUACCCAAUAGUCCGGACUGCAGUCCAAUAGUAUGA
Messenger RNA from Botrytis deweyae, 816 nucleotides. RefSeq lists its product as uncharacterized. The transcript has 2 exons. Lineage: Eukaryota; Fungi; Ascomycota; Leotiomycetes; Helotiales; Sclerotiniaceae. The record is from RefSeq and is a predicted model, not a curated record. Bases 1 to 816 code for a protein of 271 amino acids.